Messenger RNA from Fusarium redolens, 876 nucleotides. RefSeq names its product 3-oxoacyl-reductase. The transcript has 5 exons. The coding region runs from base 1 to 732 and encodes 243 amino acids. The record is from RefSeq and is a predicted model, not a curated record. NCBI's taxonomy places the organism in Eukaryota, Fungi, Ascomycota, Sordariomycetes, Hypocreales, Nectriaceae. Gene Ontology annotation, molecular function: oxidoreductase activity.
AUGUUUAACUGCCUCCAAGAUUCAGAGAACAAAGCGCAGGAUGGGCCGCGCGUUGUCAUAGCAAUCACUGGAGGUGCCCAGGGCAUUGGGUUAGCAACUGCACGACUUGUUGCAAGCAGAGGUGCCAGUGUUAGUAUUUUCGAUAGCAAUCCAGUGACACUCGAAGCAGUAGAGGAGGAAUUCAGCACAAACAAAUGGCCCAUUCACACAUUUACGGCAGAUAUUCGACAAGCUGACAAGAGGUUUGGCCGCCUCGAUAGCGCCGUUAAUGCCGCGGGAACCGUUGGAAAGUUUCAUGGCCAGAAGCCAAUAGCGCUUUUCGAUGAUGAUGAUUGGAACCUCGUUAUGGGUAUCAACGUCAACGUUGCGAGACCUUCCACCCGAUGGCUAAAUGGAAUGAUGCACUCUCUCCGUGCCGAGCUCCGGCAUAUGCAGCCUGGAGGAAGCAUCGUCAACAUCGCUUCCAACCUAGGCUCAAAGGGUGCUCCAGGUUACGCCCCAUACGCAACCUCUAAGCACGCUGGUAUAAGGAUUAACGUCGUGUCUCCCGGUGGCACUCAAGGGCCAUUGAUGAGAAGUGUGGUUGGUGAUAACCCUCCUCCGCCUCUCUCGGUCUUGGGAAAGUAUGGACAGCCUGAAGAGGUCGCUUUCCAGAUAGCCUGGCUUCUUGGACCUGAGAGCACUCAUAGUUCUGGAAGUGUUUUCCGCGUUGACGGUGGAGAGUUUUGUUGAUCAUAUUGGAUGUAUGUCUGCUUAAUAAGAACGUUUAAAUGUACUGAAACGUAGCUAUUGUUUCAAGUGGAUCUGAGGUGUUUCCAAGUUGCAGGGCAGGGAAAUGUCCCUACGGAAUCGGUAGAUUGGCCACUAAAUAACAUC